CCAUAGUAGUUCCCUGAUUAACAGUGCGUUAGUUCCUAGCUAGUUGGUUGUUGCUGGGAUACGUAUCUAUCUAUCAGAUAGAUGCCUACCUACUCAUCACGACGAUCCCCACAGCUGGGCCGAUCGCAGCAGUUGAACGGGGUACCACGGAUGCACGGAGUCCCUUACACCACUGCAAGUACUAGGUUUAGCCUAGUGUCGGCCAUCUGUCGUUGAUGUAUUGAACAGCAACACCGUAAAAGGCAGAAAGCCCCUCGGGAAGCCCUCGGAUUUCAUUCAGUAGAUGAAUUCUUGUGGCUAAAGCUUAGGCAAAGGUUUCAUGCAGGCAGCACUCCACCUUUCCUUAGGCAGCCUAAACAGAUCACUACUUCAUCAUGGCAUCUUAGGGGUUUAAACCUUCAUUCCUUGUUAACCAAAGUGCAUGAUACUUUGUACUCUUACCUCGAUUCUCAUAGCAACAUGUCUAGUGCUGAGCCCAGUUCACUCCCCCGAAUUCUACGCAUUCCCAGGUCCGAUGAACCUGACACUUUUGUGCUGCUCCAUGUCUUGCGCCCCGGUUCAGCUGCACUGGAUUUGAACCUUGCUGCGACCGAAGGGGAAAUUCCAUACAAUGGGGUCGUGCGACAGUCUCAACUGCAGACUUAUCGUUCCAAGAAUUACCAGGGAACGGAUGAUGACUGGACUCAGAUCAUGCUACAUGCUUUGGGACAGGCAGGAACCCCCACAGAUGGUUGGAAUCUAUCUGGGGUUGGAUUAUCGGCUAGCAUCACUGGACAGGGUAGCGAAGGCAAUGAGUUGGUCAUCAUCAUUCGCAGAAGGAUACAUACCAUAACACAAAGGCUGGGCUCUAUAAUUCUGAGACAGGAUGACGAGCAAGCCAUCCAGCUAUUUGACUGGUCCGCUGUAGCCGUCACCAGGGCUGACUUCCUUGAACAGCGGCUGUCAACUUUGCAGCAACAAUGCCAUACAGCUGAGAACACAAUCAAUCAGCUAAGCCGGCAGAUCGAGGAGUUGAUUAGUGCUAAGGGCCGUCAUGAAGACCAGCUAAUGACGAACUUUACGCAAGCUUUAAAUCAGAAGAAGCUCAAAAUCCGCAAUCAACAACGCCUGCUAGCUUCAGCGAAGGUCGACAUGGAUGAGGUUGGCAGAGAUCGAGCGGCAUCAUCGAGUGUCGAUACCAGGCGUGUAAAACGUGGCAUUCCGACGAUAAGCGAUGAUGAACGUGGAAGCGAGGAAGAAGGUCGGAUCAAACAUCACUCUAACCUUGAAGAGACAGAUACAGAUGGUGGACCGAUUUCCCCUCCACAGCCAUUGGAGGAAGAAGACGAUACAACUGAUGAGGAUAUGCCCACGCCAUCCAAUGUCAAAUGGGGAGAAAGAGAACAGUAUGGUCCAAAAAAGGUCUACAACCCCCCUAGGGCGCAGAGAUAGUCCCCUCCUCCUCGAAGAGAGCUCCCAUUUACUAGGGUGUUAGAAUCUAGUGAUGGUGUAGUAGGGAAACUACCGCAUCAAUAGGACAAUGUCGGAGAAAGCGUAGGAGAGACGGACGAUGAUGAGCUGUGACAUUACAGCUAAUUUGUAGAAUGAUGCCCCGAUUUGCUCGGGCGCAGCGGGGGAAGUAUACACAUCAAUAGUUAUGUUUCGAGUCGUCGAAUAGUUAUACUAGCACCUAUAAGAGGAACCGAUUGAUGUUAUUCCCGG
This is a messenger RNA of Aspergillus sclerotioniger CBS 115572, 1701 nucleotides long. RefSeq lists its product as uncharacterized. Lineage: Eukaryota; Fungi; Ascomycota; Eurotiomycetes; Eurotiales; Aspergillaceae. The transcript has 4 exons. The coding region runs from base 460 to 1431 and encodes 323 amino acids. Gene Ontology annotation, cellular component: nucleus. The record is from RefSeq and is a predicted model, not a curated record. Gene Ontology annotation, biological process: DNA recombination; double-strand break repair. Gene Ontology annotation, molecular function: DNA binding.